AUGCGCGUAGAGUUGAAAGACAUUCCAUGGGGAGAUAACUCUAGUUGCCUUAGCGCCUCUAAGGCAUUGAGACUUGACCCAGACUUAGGAAAGAAGCUGAAAGAAAUGAUAAUAAUGGGAGGAAACGUUCAAGGUAAAGGAAACACCUCUCCUGCAGCUGAGUUCAACUUUCACAGUGAUCCAGAGGCAGCCCAUGUAGUGCUGAAGGAGAUUGGAUGUCCCAUUCUAAUGGUUCCCUGGGAGACUUGUGCUGACAAUGGACAAUCCUGGACGUGGACAGAAAAGUGGCUGAAAACAGACACGAGAAAAGGACGUUUUCAAAACGGCAUUGUACAACAUUCUAUUGGACGUUUGAAAGCUGCUAAUAGGUCACAUUAUAGAUCAUGUGACUUAUUGGCAAUGGCCUUUAUCAUUGACCGAUCGGUUGCCACGGAGACAGAGGAAUUAUAUGGGGAAGUGGAGAUGGGAGGCAGUAUGACACGUGGGCAGCUUGUCUGUGAUUGGAGACAAGUCUUGGGUCGAAAGGUCAAUAUUAAGGCUGUUACUGCUGUCGAUAUAGAUAAGGCCAGAGUAUUGUAUGAUGCCAUGCUUAAGUGACCACUUACUGACCACUGGUCAUUGUUAAAGCUCAGAAAGGUUACUUGGGGGUGGUAGUUGAUAGAGCCAAGUUAAAAUUAUCCCAGAAUUUCUUUUAUAUAUUAUACAUGUAGAUUUGGUUGAUUAUUAAACAGUAUGCUCAUUGCAUGUACACCUGUAUUUAUCACCAACUUUUAUAUUUGCAUUUGUGUGUGUGUGUGUAUGUGUGGUAAGGUUCAAAUUUAAUUCAGUUAAUGAUUUUUUCAAAAAUAUACUUUAUUUUCCCCUAGCAACGAUAGCCCAUACGUACAUGCACGUACAUAUGUAUGAAUAUAUCUACGUCGGUAUGUUACACUCUUUGCCAUCACUCUAGCGACUUCAUUCCUCAACGGAAUUUCAUGAAACUUCAUACAAGUGUUUAGUAUGACAAUACAUUGAACAAGUUCGCAUUUAGGGUUUCUAAGGUCAAGGUCAAGCUAGCUAGGUCACUGUUUCUCUUUUUUUUCGGGGAAAGAAAUUUGUCAUCACUCUAGCGACUUCCUUACUUAAUGGAAUUUCAUGAUACUUCAUAUAAGUGUUUGGUAUGGCAAUGCCCUGAACAAGUUCUCCUUCGAAUUUCUGCGUUGAAGGUCAAGGUCACUGUUAAACUGUUUGUAGAAAUACACUUUGUCAUCGCUCUAGCUUCUUGCAUGUGUCAGAAUGUGUGAAUGCAAGGGGAGUUGUAUCACUUGUGAUGCCUUGGUUAUUUUACAACAAUUAUGAAAACAAGUUACUUCAACUGAUAUCAAUCACUCUUGUUGGCCCGGGUAUUAUCGUGCUGGGAGUCCUAAUGUGGGAGGAAACCGGAGAUACUAAAGAAAACCCACGUGGUCGGGCAAGUGAACCCCAUAACCUAUUCACGUUAAAUUGGUGAAUCAAACCCUGUUCACCUUGGUGAAAGGCGAGUGUUUUAUCCACUGCAACAUCCGACCACCCUUCAACUCUUUUCUUUAAGGUUUGUCUGUUGUCAGAGUUAUGUGAAAAAUAGAGGGUCGUGCCAAUGUGUUAUGACAUUUCAGUGAGAUACAGAGAUAGCACUAAAAAGUAGUGGUUGAGUGGUCCCGUCAUCUGUAGACAUCGUCGUCUGCAUAUAACCUAUAUAUGAAAAAAUGAAUAAAAAAAUAACGAGAAGAGGAAGAACCUGUGUAUGUUUCAAGGAUUCAAAAUCCUAAAAUGUAUCAUAUUGUAAAAUAUGCAGUUUUCACGAA
This is a messenger RNA of Mizuhopecten yessoensis (Yesso scallop), 1823 nucleotides long. Its product is annotated as inosine-uridine preferring nucleoside hydrolase-like. The record is from RefSeq and is a predicted model, not a curated record. The coding region runs from base 1 to 597 and encodes 198 amino acids. Gene Ontology annotation, molecular function: hydrolase activity, hydrolyzing N-glycosyl compounds. The transcript is spliced from 4 exons. Lineage: Eukaryota; Metazoa; Mollusca; Bivalvia; Pectinida; Pectinidae.